AUGGCGUCUUCUACGGCCUUCUCAGCCUUUGGUGUCACACCAGCCCAUAACUUCGACAAGCACACGCCCUAUUUCUCUGACUUUGGAAAGGGAGCGCCACCCUACCGUUCCAAAGUCUCUCCAACAGACUUGAAACUGUUUUCCAGUCUUCCCGCAUCCUAUGAUCCCUCAACCCAGUGGCUCGACGGCCUUUCACCACUCCAUCCGCACUUCAACGAUGCCACCAGGAUUCAGUCCAUAGUCAAUGAAAUCAAAGACGAAGUCCUCGGCUUCGCCCUGGAGGGCUGCCGCCUGAUCCUCGACGGCAUCGCCCCCUCGGAAGAGCCCAACCACGACCUGCUGUCCAGGUCCCUCUCCCAGAACCCAAACCUAUGGCGCGCCGUCCUCAUGGCGCAGCACUACGGCGUCAUCUACUUCAUGUCCCGCGCCGACGCCCGCGGCGACUCCGGGUGCCACCUCCUGAUGGAGCAGCACCGGGCCACGGCGGACGCGAUCGACUUCUUCCUCAGCAGACCCCACGGCGCCGCGGGCACCAGGGCCAUCAACUACGCGGUGCACGCGUACGUCACGCGCGGCGGCCUCACCGCCGACUCGGCCACGGCCUGCGUGCCCCCCAACGCCAUCUCGGCCGCGGGGCCCCGCCACGUCGUCGUCCGGGAGGCAGACUUCUCCGGGCGUGACCCUGUGGCGGACGUCCUCGCCACCCGGACGCCCAUGUGGGACCUGCACGACCUCGCGCACCUCAGCUGCGCCACCCUCUGCGAGGGGCUGUACGGCAACAAGUACCAGGACCACCUGGUGCGCCUCCCCCGGCGGCUGACGGCGCUCGUCCGCAGCCCCGGGAUGCGCACGGCGGCCGGGCCGUGGGCGUCGGACGGCCUGGUCUUCAGCGAGCUGCUGACGAAGCUGUACACGGACGCCGUCGCGGAUGACACGCAGCAGCAGCAGCAGCAGCUGACGUACGCGGGCCUGGUGGCGGCUCUGGCCCGCGCGCUGGCGGACUACCUGCUCGGCGAGCGGUCCCUCGUGCACCCGUCGACGGGGCGCGCGCUCCGGCUGAGCAAGCCCGUCUCAGCGACCGAGCUCGCGGUGCUAGCACAGAACAAGAGCUACGAGCUGCCGGCCAGCGAGAUCGAGCAGCGCGUCUUCACCCGCGGCGGGCCGCCCGGCGCGGAGGAGGACGUGCUGGGGCGCCUGUCGGCGCGGGGCCGGGCGGCGUGGCUGGCGCAGAGCAGGAGCUGGGGGUACUUUGAGGUGCGGAACACGAUCAAGCACCGGGCCCACAAGGAGGCGUACCGGCUGGUGUGUGAGACGCUGAUUGCGCGGGCCGGUGGUGACGAUGAUGGGGAGGAGAAGGAGUUGUUGGGCAAAGUCAUGGCGAAUAUUCUGUAUGAGGACUGGAUGGACGGGGAGAGGGUCAAUCUUUGGGACCUCCUGUAA
Molecule: messenger RNA, 1440 nt
Organism: Diaporthe citri
Lineage: Eukaryota; Fungi; Ascomycota; Sordariomycetes; Diaporthales; Diaporthaceae
Exons: 1
Coding region: 1-1440 (479 amino acids)
Source: RefSeq, a predicted model, not a curated record